Molecule: messenger RNA, 1721 nt
Organism: Anguilla anguilla (European eel)
Lineage: Eukaryota; Metazoa; Chordata; Actinopteri; Anguilliformes; Anguillidae
Product: AN1-type zinc finger protein 6-like
Exons: 8
Coding region: 437-1213 (258 amino acids)
Molecular function (GO): DNA binding; zinc ion binding
Source: RefSeq, a predicted model, not a curated record
UUGACCUUUGCAUGUCUACAACCACUUCUGAUUUGACGUCUUUCCUGCCUGACCAGAAAAGGACCACGACACACGGCGUUCAGACAGGAGUCCGAAUAUUUGGGGGGGAAAAGUCCAUGCACACUUUCCAAAGUAUUCGUAGAGAAAUAAAUCCAACCGUUGCUAAUCGAAUUCUACUUCCAGAACAUUGAUGACGCCGCCAUCCAGGUUACAGUGAGGGUUGACAAAAACUUAACGUUAGCCUCCUAUAGUUUCAAACAGGGAGGAGGUGGGGAGUGGUGGCAUAGUUAAUGCCAAAAUAUCUUUGACAUAUAAACAUGAAAAAGACCGACAAGAAUAGGUGUAGCAUUGCCGUGUUUACGGCCAACCUGGCAAAGUAUCUUUCCUAAUUUAGCGAUACUGGACUCGAUGUUUCGCUGAAAAGCUUUGGAGGGAGAUGGCACAGGAGACCAAGCAGACGCAGGCGCCUGUGCUCUGUGCCAGCGGCUGUGGAUUCUAUGGAAACCCUCGGACCAACGGAAUGUGUUCUGUGUGCUAUAAAGACUGUUUGCAGAGACAGAACAACACUGCGAGGAUCAAUCCAUCUGAGUUGUCUGAUGGUUGCAGCGUAGCUUUGGAGAGCAGUACUGUAGCGGUUUCAUCAGCACAGUCUGCCACCACAGCGGAGCAGAGCAGUCAGAGCACUGAAGAUAUCGCCUUGCAGAGAGACGGAACAGGACUGCAAACAGAACCCCCGGGAGGAAAUGAAGACAACAAAAGUGAAAUGGCUCGGCGCUGGAUAACUCUGACCUCGCUUCUGAGCGCUCGCCUGACCAGCUCAAGCAGAAGAAGAGCCGCUGCUUUACCUGCCGCAAGAAAGUGGGCCUCACAGGUUUCGACUGCCGGUGUGGAAACGUGUUUUGCGGCACCCACCGGUACUCGGACGUCCACAACUGCAGCUUCGACUACAAGGCGGAGGCCGCAGAGAAGAUCAGGAAGGAGAACCCUGUUGUCGUCGGCGAAAAAAUCCACAAAAUCUGAAACUGCGGAGCAGCGCGUUUCUGGGCCGUUUCACCUUUUCCUUUAUCUUUUUAAAGACAGUUCUGCUUGUUUUAGUUUUGGGGUGCGAGGAGCCCUGGAAUCAUGCCGCCCGCAGGAGGACCCCGUUAGAGAGUUCCAGAGCUUCUUGCGCGCCUACACGACUUCACUUCCUCCUCAGUGUUGCGCUUCGUGAAACCUCAACACUUUAGGGCUUAUUGAGUUACUGCUCUAGCAUUUUGAUUGUAAUUACACAGGGAUUCGGAAGCAGGACUAUAAGACCAGCCUGGGUUCACAGCACAGUGCUCUCCAUGUCUGGGGCAAAGAGCUUUUUAUUUCAUACUUGGUCUCACACGCUUGAUCCUUCUCACAGUUCUGUGCCGUUAGGGAGUGUAUGAUCUCAUGCUGUGUGUGUGUGUGUGUGUGUGUGUGUGUGUGUGUGGGGGGGGGGGGGGGGGGGGUGAGGUCUGAUAGUUAUUUGUGCGUUCGAUUGUGUGUGAUGCGUGUGUGCCCUCGAGUGAUGUGCACAUACUGUAUGUGUGAGCUCGUUUUGGGUAAUGGGUAACGUCUAUGCACAACCAGUGAAUGGCACAGAUUAGUUGAGUGCACAAAGUGAAGUAUGACCUUAAAUUAAUUGUGCUGUAUUUAUAUUGGUUUAUUCACUGUCUUAACUUUAAUCUUGAAUAAAAUAUAAACUCAUUUUA